UCCCGCUGCGGGAGAGGGGGACGCGUUUAGCUGCUGCACCGCCGGUCCCUUGCGAGAGCGUCCGCUGGCGCCGCUGUGGCCUCUCCGCUGGGCUCGCCAUGGAGGCGCUGGCGGCGGAGCUGGGGAGCCUGACCCCCGAGCAGGCGGCGGCUCCUGUGAACACGGUGGAGGAGAAAUGGAGACUUCUUCCAGCAUUUCUAAAGGUGAAAGGACUUGUGAAGCAGCACAUAGAUUCAUUCAACUAUUUCAUCAAUGUAGAGAUAAAGAAAAUCAUGAAGGCCAAUGAAAAAGUUACAAGUGAUGCUGAUCCAAUGUGGUACUUGAAGUACCUCAAUAUCUAUGUGGGUACUCCAGAUGUGGAAGAAAGCUUUAAUGUGACACGACCUGUAUCACCUCACGAGUGCCGCCUGAGAGACAUGACUUAUUCUGCCCCAAUUACAGUGGACAUUGAAUAUACACGAGGUAGCCAGAGGAUCAUCCGCAAUGCAUUACCCAUUGGCAGAAUGCCUAUAAUGCUGCGUAGCUCCAAUUGUGUUCUUACUGGGAAAACUCCAGCAGAAUUUGCCAAACUUAACGAAUGUCCUUUAGAUCCAGGUGGCUAUUUCAUUGUUAAAGGUGUUGAGAAAGUCAUUCUUAUUCAGGAGCAGUUAUCCAAAAACAGAAUCAUUGUGGAAGCUGAUAGAAAAGGCACAGUUGGAGCUUCUGUUACCAGUUCCACUCAUGAGAAGAAGAGCAGAACAAAUAUGGUUGUGAAACAAGGAAGGUUUUACCUGAGGCAUAACACUCUGUCAGAAGAUAUUCCCAUUGCUAUCAUAUUUAAGGCCAUGGGUGUUGAGAGUGACCAAGAAAUUGUACAGAUGAUUGGCACAGAGGAGCAUGUGAUGGCUGCAUUUGCUCCUAGUCUGGAAGAAUGCCAAAAAGCUCAGAUUUUUACACAGAUGCAGGCAUUGAAGUACAUUGGAAACAAGGUACGAAGGCAGAGGAUGUGGGGAGGCCCAAAGAAAACAAAGAUGGAAGAAGCACGAGAGUUGCUAGCAUCAACUAUUUUGACGCAUGUUCUUGUGAAGGAAUUCAAUUUUCGUGCCAAAUGCAUUUACACAGCAGUGAUGGUGCGCAGAGUAAUUCUGGCCCAAGGAGAAAAUAAAGUCGAUGACAGAGAUUACUACGGAAAUAAACGUUUGGAGUUGGCUGGGCAGCUUCUUUCUCUUCUAUUUGAAGAUUUGUUCAAAAAAUUUAACUCUGAACUUAAAAAGAUAGCUGACCAGGUAAUCCCCAAGCAACGAGCAGCUCAGUUUGAUGUAGUGAAGCAUAUGCGUCAGGACCAGAUCACCAAUGGCAUGGUCAAUGCCAUUUCCACAGGAAAUUGGUCUCUGAAAAGAUUCAAAAUGGACCGCCAAGGUGUGACACAAGUAUUGUCCCGCUUGUCUUAUAUAUCUGCUCUGGGAAUGAUGACUAGAAUCUCUUCUCAGUUUGAAAAGACAAGAAAAGUGAGUGGUCCUCGAUCUCUACAGCCCUCUCAGUGGGGCAUGCUCUGCCCAUCUGACACUCCUGAAGGAGAGGCUUGUGGUUUGGUUAAAAACCUUGCCCUCAUGACUCACAUUACUACAGACAUGGAAGAUGGCCCGAUUAUUAAAUUAGCCAGUAAUCUUGGAGUUGAAGAUGUCAACUUGCUCUGUGGUGAAGAACUUUCAUAUCCAAAUGUGUUCCUUGUUUUCCUUAAUGGUAACAUCCUUGGUGUCAUACGUGACCAUCAGAAACUAGUCAACACAUUUCGGAUAAUGCGGCGAGCAGGUUAUAUCAAUGAAUUUGUUUCCAUCUCUACAAAUCUUUCUGACAGAUGUGUCUAUAUUUCCUCUGAUGGAGGGAGAUUGUGCAGACCCUAUAUAAUUGUAAAGAAGCAAAAACCUGCAGUUACAAACAAGCAUAUGGAAGAACUGGCUCAAGGAUACAGGAAUUUUGAAGACUUUUUGCAUGAAGGCCUUGUUGAAUAUUUGGAUGUGAAUGAAGAAAAUGACUGCAACAUUGCACUCUAUGAACAUACAAUUAAUAAAGAUACAACACAUUUGGAGAUUGAGCCUUUCACGCUUCUUGGUGUCUGUGCUGGGCUGAUUCCGUAUCCUCACCACAACCAGUCCCCAAGAAACACUUACCAGUGUGCCAUGGGGAAACAAGCAAUGGGUACUAUUGGAUACAAUCAGAGGAACAGGAUAGAUACUCUUAUGUAUCUUUUAGCAUAUCCACAAAAACCGAUGGUAAAAACAAAAACAAUUGAACUGAUAGAUUUUGAGAAACUGCCUGCUGGGCAGAAUGCCACAGUUGCCGUGAUGAGUUACAGUGGUUAUGAUAUCGAAGAUGCUCUUGUCUUAAACAAGGCCUCUUUGGACAGAGGAUUUGGAAGGUGUCUUGUAUAUAAAAAUGCCAAGUGUACACUGAAGCGUUACACCAAUCAGACAUUUGAUAAAGUAAUGGGACCGAUGUUGGAUGCAGCUACACGUAAACCGAUCUGGCGCCAUGAAAUUUUAGAUGCUGAUGGUAUCUGCUCUCCAGGUGAAAAAGUAGAAAAUAAGCAAGUGCUUGUGAACAAAUCUAUGCCAACUGUGACCCAGACGCCUCUGGAAGGAAGUAACGUGCCUCAGCAGCCACAAUACAAAGAUGUGCCAGUAACCUACAAAGGUGCGACCGAUUCUUAUAUCGAAAAAGUUAUGAUUUCAUCAAAUGCAGAGGAUGCUUUUUUGAUCAAAAUGUUGCUGAGGCAAACUAGACGUCCAGAAAUUGGAGAUAAGUUUAGCAGUCGUCAUGGGCAGAAGGGGGUGUGUGGACUGAUUGUUCCUCAGGAGGACAUGCCAUUUUGUGAUACAGGAAUCUGUCCAGAUAUCAUAAUGAACCCUCAUGGCUUCCCAUCGCGUAUGACGGUAGGAAAGUUAAUUGAACUCUUGGCUGGAAAGGCUGGAGUCCUGGAUGGCAGAUUUCAUUACGGAACAGCUUUUGGAGGCAGUAAAGUUAAGGAUGUGUGCGAAGAUCUAAUUCGCCAUGGUUAUAACUACCUAGGGAAGGACUACGUAACAUCUGGUAUCACUGGGGAGCCUUUGGAAGCAUAUAUCUAUUUUGGUCCUGUGUAUUACCAGAAACUAAAGCACAUGGUAUUGGAUAAAAUGCAUGCAAGAGCUCGAGGACCCAGGGCAGUGCUUACCAGGCAGCCCACUGAAGGUCGAUCCCGUGAUGGUGGUUUACGUCUUGGAGAGAUGGAACGAGAUUGUUUAAUAGGUUAUGGAGCCAGCAUGCUUUUACUGGAGAGACUGAUGAUUUCAAGUGACGCCUUUGAAGUGGACGUUUGUGGGCAGUGUGGCUUGCUGGGAUACUCUGGCUGGUGCCACUACUGCAAAUCAUCAUGUCAUGUGUCUUCUCUGCGCAUACCUUAUGCCUGUAAACUCUUAUUCCAAGAACUGCAGUCAAUGAACAUCAUACCUCGGCUAAAACUAGCCAAAUAUAAUGAAUGAGCAACACGAAAAAGAGGGAAAAAAUACUUUAAAGAAGUUAAAAUCCAGCAUAUGUAACUGGAAGAUAUUGUGGUGAAUGUGAAUAAAACCUGAGUGGGUAGAAGAGAGAUUCAAGACACUUGUAUGAAAUCUUGCUUGCAUCUUCUGCCUGUUUUAAUUUGACAGGUGAGAGACUGUCAGCAAGAGCAAUCUUGAAGCCUUGAUUAGCCUGAGUAAACAGGAUGUGUGGGCAUUGUGGAAUAAGGCUGUGGUCCAGCAAAGCACAUGUAUAACUUUCAAACAUGUGACAACUCUAUGCUUGGUUUCAAUAAAUGCUUUGCUGGACGGGGGCUUGAGCUGAUCUUAAGUGCACAUCUUACUCAUAUAGGUUAAAAUUAUGUUUUCCAGACCAGUGGAAUAUGGAAGACUAAUAAAUGUUUUAAAUAAUA
This is a messenger RNA of Dromaius novaehollandiae (emu), 3925 nucleotides long. It is a transcript of the gene POLR3B, whose product is annotated as RNA polymerase III subunit B. The coding region runs from base 99 to 3497 and encodes 1132 amino acids. The record is from RefSeq and is a predicted model, not a curated record. Gene Ontology annotation, molecular function: ribonucleoside binding; DNA binding. Gene Ontology annotation, biological process: DNA-templated transcription. Gene Ontology annotation, cellular component: RNA polymerase III complex. NCBI's taxonomy places the organism in Eukaryota, Metazoa, Chordata, Aves, Casuariiformes, Dromaiidae. The transcript is spliced from 28 exons.